AUUUAAGGGAUUUAAUAGUGAAUUUUAGGGAUCGAUCAUUAUUUUUCGUUUUGUAGAAAAAAAAUUAUUUUUAUUUUAAUUAUAGAUAUCAGAUAUAAGUCACAAUAAUUACUCUUAUCUCAUGCCAUAUGCAAACAAUUCAAUUUCCUCCGCCACUCAAUUUUGGCAAAUUUUAACAUUUUCGUUUUGCUAACCAAACAGUAAAAAUUAUUUUCCAUUAAAAAUUUCUAGAAUAUUUCAAAUAACGAGAAUAAUUUCUUUUCAAAAAAAUAAUUUUUCAUAGAAAAAUAUUUUCGAAGAAGUAGUUAUUUUCCACCAACUAAAUGUAGUCUUGUAUUUUCUACCAUGUUUAAUUGCAAUAUCACUCCACUUUCAGCUUUUAUUCGUUGAAAAGAAAGGCUAUAGCUAAGGUAAACUCCUGACUAGUCUGUUGGUUUAACACAAACUUUUUUAAUUAAUUUAAUUAAUUUUUUAUAAAUCUUAAUUAUGAUCUGUUUAGUACUACCUCAACUAUAAAUUCUGGAGGAAGUGUAAUCCUCCAAUUCAAUGGAGAGCGUUUCAGGCACUUAUACAUCAGUCUGUUGGUGCAAUUAAGCAGAUGUACUCUUGUCUGUGUUGUUAUGGCUCGAAGGGGUUGAAAUUUAUUCACCUGAAUUGCGGUAUUCAUCAAAUCAAAUUCCUAAAGAGCUAACUACCUUGCGCAGUCUGUUGGAUGACACGGGAGAUGUAGUUGAAGGUGCUAAGCGAUGUCGCGACGACAUCAUAGUGAAGUCAUGGCUUGUCGAAAUGGAGAAAGUGCUUUUUGAUACUGUUUAUAUACUUUCGGAGAUAAAGAAUGCCAAUAUGUUUGGGCUAACUGCAGAAGUCCAAUCCAGUGCCAACAAGCCAUGGAAACUCAUCCUUAAUUUGUUUAACAAGAUUUCAAGAUGUUUGCAUUAUUAUCGAGAAAAAAGGAUGGUUUCCAAUGUGAAGUAUAUAACUGAUAGAUUAGAAGAAAUUCUUGAUGAAGGAAAGCAGUUAUUAAAAGAAAUUCCUGUUGAAAGAACGCAGUUUGGCCCCCAGAACAGAUUAACUACGCCUGAUCGAAAUAAUCGUCAAAGGGAGCGAUUUGCAAACGCCAUGCUUGACGUUAUUUACAAAGGGAAGUAUUGGAAAGUAAGAGACUUAUUUGAAAGCAAUCGAGCUGAUGCAAUAUCUACAACAUUUGAAAAUGGGCAAACUGCUCUCCACGUUGCAAUUACUGCUGGUCAGCUAAGGGUUGCUAAGGAAUUGAUCACUAUUACUAGUACUGAAGCAAACAGUCGCCAAUUGGAGGAUAAAGAUAAGAGUGGCAACACAGCUCUUUCCUUUGCUGCUCGUAGUGGAAUGAUGGAAAUUGCAAAGUGCUUGAUUGAAAAGAACAAGGACUUGCUUACUAUCCCAGAUGGCGACGAUAAGCUCCCGGUUCAAUUGGCUUGCCGGGCAGGACAUGAGGACAUGACUCGCUACCUCUACCGCAAGACCCCGAGAGAAUGUCUAAGGGGAGACAAUGGCUUCUACCUACUCGAGGAGUGUGUAACUAAGAAAAUGUUUGAUAUUGCACUCAAUCUCCUCCACCGCUUUCCAAAGUUUGCAAUAUAUAGAAUCCUUAAGAAGGAUACCAUUCCGAUCAUUUUAACUCUUGCUCAAACACUACCACCAUUCGUUAGAGGAAAUCAGCUAGCAUUUUGGAGACGAUGGAUAUAUAAUUGUACAAGAGUGAACGUGGACAAGGAAAGUGUUCUAUCUGAUGUUGUUGCCAUUGUUGCAGCUCAAGGAAGAGCAAAGAAAAUAUAUGAUUUAAAGUUGAUGGAUGCAAUUGCUCGUGAGAUUAUACAUUUUAUAUGUCGGCAAUUAUCAGCUUUGGAUGAGAAUGAAUUUGUGCAAAGUGGAGCAGUGGAAGCAACCUUUCAAGCUAUCGAGAAUGGCAUCCCUGAGAUUGUAAUUGAAAUUGCAAAAGUUAAUACAAAUAUAUUAUGGAACCGCACUGAUUCUGAAGAUUCAAGGAACAUGUUUGCAUGUGCUGUAGCACAUCGUCAAGAGAAAGUGGCACAAUAUCUUUAUGGACUUCAUGCAAGAAUUGGUACAAAUAUAGUUUUUACCAACGAUCGAGAUGGAAACAAUUUAUUACAUUUAGCAGCAAAGUUAGCUCCUCGUUCUCACCUUGAUUCCAUCUCAGGUGCAGCUUUGCAGUUGCAAAGUGAGUUACGCUGGUUCAAGGCAGUGGAAGGCAUUGUUCCACAGUUCUACAACCAUCAAAAAAUUCAUGGUGGUGAAACUCCUUCCGAAGUGUUUGUUAAGGAACACAAGCAGUUGCUAAAAGACGCGGAAGAAUGGAGUAAGAAAACGGCAGAAUCCUCUACAUUCGUAGGUGCUCUAAUCAUUACAAUUAUGUUUGCUGUGGCUUUUACUGUUCCUGGUGGGAAUGAUCAAAAUACAGGCUUCCCAAUAUUCUUGAACAAAACAGCAGACUCUUCUACAGUAUCUUCUCCAACCGUGCCGUUCAUGGUAUUUGUAGCAUCAGAUGCAAUUUCUCUUUUUGCUGCAUCUAGUUCGGUGCUAAUGUUUUUGGGGAUUCUUACUUCACGUUAUGCUUAUAAGGAUUUUCUUAAAUCCUUACCCGUGAAGUUGAUUGUUGGCAUUUCUUCACUCUUCAUCUCUAUUGCAGCAAUGAUGGUAGCAUUUUGCGUUGCUCUUUUCAUCAUGCUACAAGGUCGAUUGUGGAUAAUCAUACCAGUAACUUUGUUUGCUGGUGUUCCAGUCAUUAUCUUUGUAUUAUUGCAGUUUCCUUUUCUCAUUGAGCUUUAUACUUCCACUUUUAGACGAGGCAUCUUUGAAGGGAAAUGAACAACAGCUUAGGAAAAGGAAGAUAGGGAAUCACUCCAACAACAGGUUCUGGCUCUCUAAACUUGAUCCCAAUCGGAAAAGGCUUUAGCUCCAAUAACUCAAAGGUAGAUGUUCUGUCAUUUUAAGUCUAGUAAUUAGACGAGUGUGCUCUAUGUGUAUUGUAACUGCAAGAAACAUUUGGUGGAUGUUUAUUCUUUGAAAAUUUCAUGCACUUUUAUGUGUGCCAAACUCUUUCGGCAAUCAAAGACUUAUGUGAAU
Messenger RNA from Rubroshorea leprosula, 3123 nucleotides. NCBI's taxonomy places the organism in Eukaryota, Viridiplantae, Streptophyta, Magnoliopsida, Malvales, Dipterocarpaceae. The record is from the annotation of a GenBank genome assembly.